CACCGACAGUCGGCCAUUUCGAUUUUCCACAGCUUCGAGCCUUCGCCCUUCGUCCGAUCGUCUCUUCCCCUCUUCCGUCCGGCGAUCCCGAGUCCCGACUCGUCCGGCUGUCCCAGACUGGCAAAUCCCGUCGGCCAUCGGCCACCGCUCUCUCUCCCAGACGGCAGACCCCUAGAUCUUCUUGCCCAUCGCGAAUCGCUCUCGAUCUCUUCGGCAAAACCCUAGAUCCUGCAUCUCUUCGGCGUCCGGCGACUUUGGCAUACUUCGUUCCGACUCUCAAGGUAUCCCCCUCCUCUGAACCCGAGAACUGCAUAUGUACUAUUAAGGGAGAGUUGGGGGAGAGGGAGAGAGAGAGAAGCGAUCGGCUCUAUUUCCCUGUCAUAUCUCGAGGUGGCUUCGUUGGCAUUUAGAAUAUUAUCCUUGGGGAGAAAUUGGUCCUAUGGCUGCUUCGUCUCAUGCCUCUAGUAACAGUAAGGCUGUUGAUUCUAUUACUGCUGCAAUCACAAAUGGUAGUGCAACGCCUCAACGAUCAAUAAGCCUUGACCCACCGAAGCAGAACCUCCGUGGGCUUAACAAGCCAAAGUGCAUUAAAUGCGGCAAUGUUGCUCGUUCAAGGUGCCCCUUUCAGUGCUGCAAGAGUUGCUGUUCCAAAGCUCAAAAUCCUUGUCAUAUUCAUGUUUUGAAACAAAAUGGUACUCUACCCGACAAGCCACCGCCAUCUAGCUCACCUUCAUUGGAACAAUCAUCAACUGAUGCACCUUCGACUGGAUCGUCGUGGAGACUGAAUUCACUCAGACAACUUUCCACUGCUUUUGCCAAUUCUCUACGAUCUAAGAAACCUUUGACCCGGAAGGAUGCUAUUAAUAUAAACAAGUGGAGGUUCAUGAAGUUGAAGGAGCACAUUGAAGGAAACAUUGAAGCUGAAAAUGAAGCAUUUGAUAAGUACAUACAGAAUGUUGGUCUACUGGAGGAAACAUUCUCUGUUGUCGAGAUGCUCAAACUAGAGGACCAGCAAAUACUGGAAGAUGUAUCAUCGGAUGACAAGAUUCAUAAGUUGGUAUCUGAGAUAAAAGUGAAGCUAAAAUCAAAUACUGAAAAGGCAGACAACUUAAGAGAGAGGAUUCGGAGCCUGAUUAAUCAGAAGUUAAGGAAGUUGCAGGAAAGGGAGCUUUUUAAUGAUGAGGGCUUACCCUAUGACGAAGAACAAGAUGCCAACAGAGAGUUCAAAAGACUAAAGAAAGUUAUAAAAUGGCAUGCUGAGAGAUAUGCAGCAGUGAACGAUCUUAUGGAUAAGUUGAAUAGAGCGCGAAGUGAAGAUGAUCUGAAAUCUUGCUUGGAGUCAAAGCAUCAACUGUUCAACCGCUCAGAUGUUAAUUUUGUAGACAAAUCUAAGGAUCCAAAUUCUGAGGAUAAAAUGGUGCACAAAGAAGAAUCAGACAGUUUGCCUGCUGUCUCUUCCUAUUCUUUGCCUAUGGUUUGUUCAACUGUUCAUAUUGAUCCGGCCGCUCUCUCUAAUAUCGAUGCUGAAUUUUCAUCUCUUGGUCAAAUAGCUCAAUUGUGAUUCAGAGCAUUUACAAAACCAUGAUCUUGGACACCAUUCAUACCGCAACUUUCCAUGAAUAUGUGCCUGAGGAACUCGUAGCAAUGUUGCAGAUACCCUGAAAAAGUAGACUGGCAGGUGAUGGCAUUGUCCAAGUUUUUCCUGGUGGAAGAAGUUUGCUGCUAUGGAAUGAAGCAGCAUAUCGUUUUCCUUUGGUUUCCAACUUUACAGUCAUGUAUCACAGCAUGUGAAACAUCCCACUUAAUAUGUUGGAUAAUUGUCUGUUGCAGCUCCUCCUGCAACAUUUCAACCGAGGAUCGUCCAACACGGUAACAUCUUAUGAUUAUGGUUUUUUAAGUGUUUUCGGUCUCGAAAACAUUUAUAGAUAUGGUUUUUAUGUCCCCCUUAUUUCUAA
Messenger RNA from Phoenix dactylifera (date palm), 1955 nucleotides. RefSeq names its product electron carrier/iron ion-binding protein. The record is from RefSeq and is a predicted model, not a curated record. Lineage: Eukaryota; Viridiplantae; Streptophyta; Magnoliopsida; Arecales; Arecaceae.